GGCACAAAGCUGCAAAGCCGAAACUUAAAAAAGUCAGAUCAACAAAUAAAACUUGAAGAGAUUUUUCUGACAGCUUUGGGUUUUUUUCCUUAACGCGUUCAAACAGUUGGAAUUGACCGAGCUUAGGAUAUUAUUUGGUUUUCCUCGUGAAGAAUACGCGUUGAAAGUUCAUUCUGCAUGAUAUAUACGUGCUUUUUUUGCAUUGAAGUAAUACUUUUUUUUUGCAGAGUUUUGCACUGGAUUUGAUAUUUCUGGAGUCUUUUUUGCACAUUUUUCGUGCGUAAUUGCGAAGACACUCGCACGGGAACCCAAACGACUCUGUAUCAGUAGUUCUUUGCGGGAUACCAGCAACGGAAUCUACUUUCCCUUCUUCGAAAUCGUGUCUUUUUUUUAAUUCACUCAUUCAUUCACUAAUUUAUUAAUUCACGUUUUAUUCAAACUCUAAACGGAGGAUUCUGCGCGCGCACCAUGAAGUCACUCCAUCGCUCAUCACUCGCGCUAUUCUUCACGUUGUAUGUCAGCGCGGCGCGCGGCUCCUGGGAGGAGACCACCGCGGUGCCCGUCCGCGUGCCCCCGGAGCCCACACAGGGCCACCCGUGGCGCACGCUCUCUCCGGAGGAGCUGGAGAAGGAGUCCGAGGUGCGGGUCUACCGCCUAGACGCUUUCGGCGAGGAGCUCGUGCUGCGGCUCGAGCCCGACCAGACCUUCCUCGCGCCGGGCUUCGUGUUCCACGUCGUGGGUCGCGGACCCGAGGAGGAGUCCACGGAACCCCAGCCCGCAGUCCCCGGAGCCGAGCCGGGAUGCUUCUACUCGGGGACGGUGAACGGGGACGCGCGCUCCGUGGCCGCGCUCAACCUGUGCGGUGGGCUGACGGGCGGGUUUUACCUGCGCGGUCUGGAGUACUUCAUCCAGCCCGCGCGCAACGCGUCUGACGCGCGGGAACCAGUGGGGCAGGACGAGGAGGAGGAGAUGGUCCACGCGGUCCGCCGCAGAGGUCUCUCGCCAAUGGCCGAGGAGGGGGCCGGCGGCAGCGCCAAGUGUGGGGUCAACGAGGACGAGCCGCGGGUGCCCGAGGACCUGGACGCGGAGAAAGUGGUGGACGGCGGAGACGCGUCUUCUUCUUCUGCAGGCGGAAAAGCCCACAGCCGCCGCCGGCGCUUCGUGUCCACGCCGCGCUACCUGGAGAUCAUGCUGGUGGCCGACCAAUCCAUGGCCGAGUUCCACGGCGCGGGCCUCAAGCCCUACCUGCUCACCAUCAUGGCGGUGGCGUCGCGCCUCUACCGCCACCCAACCAUCCACAACUCCGUCAGCCUGGCCGUGGUCAAGCUGCUCGUGGUGUACGAGGAGGAGCGCGGCCCCCGGGUGUCGUCCAACGCCGCGCUGACCCUCAGGGACUUCUGCCAGUGGCAGAGGCAGCACAACCCGGCCAGCGACCGCCACCCCGAGCACUACGACACCGCCGUGCUGUUCACACGCACGGACUUGUGCGGCGCCCACUCCUGCGACACGCUGGGCAUGGCGGACGUGGGGACGGUGUGCGACCCCGAGAGGAGCUGCUCCAUCGUGGAGGACGACGGGCUGCAGGCCGCCUUCACCGUGGCGCACGAACUCGGCCACGUGUUCAACAUGCCCCACGACGACGCCCAGCUGUGCUCGGGGGUCAACGGGGACCACUGGGGCUCCCACAUGAUGGCCUCCACCCUGUCCAACCUGGACCAGCAGCGGCCGUGGUCCCCCUGCUCCGCCCUCAUGGUCACCACCUUCCUGGACAACGGCCACGGCCAGUGCCUCCUGGACAAGCCCGCCGCGCCCCAGCUGCUGCCGAGCGCGCUGCCCGGGACGGUGUACGACGCCGACCGCCAGUGCCGCCUCACCUUCGGCGAGGGGUCCCAGCACUGCCCGGACCUGAGCACCACCUGCGCCGCGCUCUGGUGCACCGUCACCACCUCCAGCGGGAUGCUGGUGUGCCAGACCAAGAACUUCCCCUGGGCCGACGGGACGGCGUGCGGCGCCGAGAGCUACUGCCUGGCCGGGCACUGCCUCGCCAGGGCGCAGGCCGCCAAGCACCAGACGCCGGUGAACGGAGGCUGGGGUCUCUGGGGUCCGUGGGGGGACUGCUCCCGAACCUGUGGCGGCGGGGUCCAGUACUCCCACAGGGACUGCGACAGCCCCCUUCCCAAGAACGCCGGCAAAUACUGCGAAGGGAAGAGGAUCCAGUAUCGCUCCUGCAACACCGACGUCUGCCCAGACAAUAAUGGACUGACGUUUCGAGAGGAGCAGUGCUUGGCACACAACGACAUGUCGGGUCACAUGACCUUCAACUCCCGCGACGGCGUGGAGUGGGAGCCAAAGUACUCGGGCGUCUCGCCAAAGGACCGCUGCAAGCUGAUGUGUCGAGCCAAGGGCACAGGCUACUUCUUCAUCCUCAAGUCUAAGGUGGCAGACGGCACUCCCUGCAGCCCGGACUCCACCUCGGUGUGCGUGCAGGGCCAGUGCGUCAAGGCCGGCUGCGACCGCGUCAUCGGGUCCUCGCGCCGCUUCGACAAGUGCGGCGUGUGUGGAGGAGACGGGUCCGCGUGCAAGAAGGUGUCCGGCUCAAUGGAACACGCCAGACAUGGCUACCAGGACGUGGUCACCAUCCCGGCCGGCGCCACGCACCUCGACGUCAAGCAGCGCGCGCCGGGCCACGGCCGCCCCGACAACAGCUACCUGGCGGUGCGCCGCGCCGACGGCGGCUACCUGCUCAACGGCAACUACAAGCUGACCACGCACGAGACGGACCUGGCCCUGCGCGGCGCCGUCCUGCGCUACAGCGGCUCCGUGGCCACGCUGGAGCGCCUGCGCAGCUUCGCCCCGCUCCCGGAGCCGCUCACCAUCCAGGUGCUGUCGGUGGGCGCGGCCCCCCGGCCCCGCGUCAAGUACAGCUACUUCGCGCCCCGGGCGGCGGGCUCCCGCGGCGGCAACGCGUCCCGCCGGCCGUCCAUCAACGCCAUCCGCGAGGUGGGCGUCGCCGAGUGGACCCUGAGGGAGUGGGGCCCCUGUUCCCAGAGCUGCGGCGGCGGCGCCCAGCAGCGCGAGGUGCUGUGUCUGGACCCCCAGGGCCGCCCGUCCCGGGAGUGCCCCGAGGAGCUGCGGCCCCCGGGGGCCCGGGCGUGCUCGCCGCAGCUCUGCCCCGCCUGGCUGCUGGGGGCCUGGUCGUCCUGCUCCGCCACGUGCGGCCGCGGCUACCGCAAGAGGGCCCUGCGCUGCCUGGGGCCCGACGGGGCCACGGUGGGGCACGAGAGCUGCGAGCUCAAGGGGAGGCCGAGGCCCCUCCUGGAACUGUGUCACCAGGGGCCCUGCUAAGGCUCUAGGGGGGGGGGGGGGGCCCUCGCCGGACUCCUCCUCUGUCCUCCGCUCCUUCAUCCUCCUCUUCGUGUUGUGCGACAGCGACUCCUUCACCGAGACGGGGGACUCUGCGGUGGUCAGGGGCCCCCUCCACUGAAGGGCCCCUCCACUCAGGGGCCCCCCCGCCACACAACAGGGGCCCUCUCAAGGCGGCGCCCCGGUCCCCACGCGGAGCAGAGACAUUCGGAAAAAACAAACGGGCGCCGACAUCGUGAACGUCGGACGCCGACGUCGGAGUCCGUUCCGUCGAGGUCCAAAAACCCGAUUCUUCCGACAGAGGCGAGACGACCAAGAGUAACUAUGACAACCAGCAGCUCCCCCCCCCCCACCAAACCCCUCCUCCCCUGCGCUAUUCUGCGGUUGAAAAGACGAUGUCAACAUUCGGGGGCCAUUUUGUUGCGCCGUGACCCGAGGGCGGGACAACAGUACCAAAAAAGACUGCGUCGAAGCGAGCCGGGGGAGUGGGCUAACUCCGGCUACGGUCGAGCCCCAGGCUUCCAUCCAGGGGUUUAGCAGUCCAUGGGCAUUCCUGAUUUAGUAAACAGAAAACAGGUGCUACUCGCAAUGCCAAUGCCAUGCCUUUUGUGUGUGUGUGUGUGUGUGUGUGUGUGUGUGUGUGUGCGUGUGCGUGUGCGUGUGUGUGUGUUGCUGCACACGUGUGUAUUUUGCAUGGUUGUGUUGUUGUCUGUCCAAGCUGGGCUGGACGGACGCACAGACAUUAGGGGUAGGGGGAGAUUUUUUCCGCAGGGUGGUCCCUUAGUCGUACACAGUUACGCGAACCCCUGAAAUAUCUACGUUCAUACAUAUAUAAAAACAGAAAACUAAUGAAAGAGACUAGACAUAUAAAUAUAUAUAUAUUUUAUCGUGCUCAAGCCAUCAGGAAUGGAACAAAAAAAAAAAUGAAUAUUGGUUCGUUGUUAGUGUUUUAAAAAUGUGUUUUAAAAAAUGUUUUAACGUUCAAAAUACUUGAACCAGUCCAUCUUUGUUUAUGCUACGCAUGCUAGACACUAUAAAUAGAUCACUGUCAUGGCCGUCGGCACAUCGUUACGUUGAGGUUUCACUACGUCUGUUCAGAAAGAAGACCAGAUUUUCAUUAUUGUUGCUGUUUAUGUUGUUUUUUUCUUUUAUAGCCAUAUCUUGCCCUAAUCUACAUACUCCUUAUAAGGACAUUGUGGAUGCACCAAAGAGGAGCGCUUGUAUGUGUGUGUGUGUGUGUGUGUGUGUGUGAGUGUAUGCGCAAGUUAGCGUGAGUGUGUGCGUGAGAGUGUGUGUGUGUGUGUGUGUGUGAUUCUAGAGGGACUCUUCUCUUAUACUACUUCAUAAGUAAGUCUCUCCCGCCUUCUGAGAAGGCAUGUUUUGUUGCUGUUUUGUUUACCCAUCGUGGUUUUCAUCUUUCCUUUUUGUACAGAAUACCUAAUUAUUUAUUUUUGUACAGCCUGUUAAAAUGUACUCAUGAGGCUUUGUGUUUUUUGAAAAAGUAAUAUUUUCUAUUUGAUAUUGAGAAUCACAGAAGGAUUAGAAUAAAUAGAGUAUUUAUACAGUAUUAUAUAUAUGUGGUCCUAAAUACAUGAAUAAAGUAUUACAUUGACCUGUUCA
Gadus morhua (Atlantic cod) is the source of this 4983-nucleotide messenger RNA. RefSeq names its product ADAM metallopeptidase with thrombospondin type 1 motif, 1 (gene adamts1). The coding region runs from base 469 to 3345 and encodes 958 amino acids. The transcript has 8 exons. Gene Ontology annotation, biological process: proteolysis; extracellular matrix organization. NCBI's taxonomy places the organism in Eukaryota, Metazoa, Chordata, Actinopteri, Gadiformes, Gadidae. The record is from RefSeq and is a predicted model, not a curated record. Gene Ontology annotation, cellular component: extracellular matrix. Gene Ontology annotation, molecular function: metalloendopeptidase activity; zinc ion binding.